AUGUUUGGUAAGGUAUACCUCCCUUACAUAAAAUUCUCUAUCUUCAUGGGUAACGUGGGAUUCUUCUCCAAUGCAUUCUUCGGCUUCAUUCUGGUAUUCCUGACAUUGUGUCACAUCAGUCGACAAUUCGGAUCAUAUAAGUACUUGCUCGUGAACUUCCAAGUGCUUGGAUUCAUUUUCGCCACAUUCGAGUAUCUUUUUCACACGUUCCUGCACACCUACAAUGCGAGUUUGAUCUACUUUAGUUUCUCCCGCCCAUUGGGUCUUUCAAAUUUCACAAUGGAAUGGAUGAUGGGAAUCUACACAGGACUAUACUCUGCAACAAUUUGCCAGCUGGCAAUUCAAUUCAUUUAUCGGUACUGGGCACUUUUUGAUACUCCGAAGAUCAAAUAUUUCCAUGGAUGGUACUACUUGAUUUGGGUGUCCUAUUACUGUACACAUGACACACCGCCAUCGGAUGAAUGUAUCGGUGGAGUUGGGAAGGUUUUGCUAAAGGCACAAAAGGAAUCUAGGUGGACAACUACGAACAACUUACAUAUAUCAAAUUUAUCACACACGGGACUUGAGAAAUAUUCACCUGAUAGACAUCCAUCAGUUCUUGUCGCAUAUACUCUAUUGCGUAUUCAUCUGCUUCGUCCAGUUUAUACAAUCCGAGUGCCCAUUCAAAUCCGAACCAAUACGAGUACACAAUCGUAA
Caenorhabditis elegans is the source of this 696-nucleotide messenger RNA. RefSeq names its product Serpentine Receptor, class T (gene T23D5.8). Bases 1 to 696 code for a protein of 231 amino acids. The record is from RefSeq and is marked reviewed. The transcript has 2 exons. Lineage: Eukaryota; Metazoa; Nematoda; Chromadorea; Rhabditida; Rhabditidae.